AGCUAAACUUAUAUAAUUCUUCUACAAAUGUGCCGUUAUCUGAGAUUGUUGAUAAAAACGAAAAUACCCGUUGGCAGAGCAUAGAAAAGCUUAAUAAUAUUAAUUAUUUUUAUUAGCACGCAACAGGCAGCUAAAUCCAUUCGCAAUCCGCAGGCCACAUCGAGUUGUCCUCACAUAAUUAAGCGAGCGCCCACGCAAUUAAAGAGUGAGUGAGCGAGCGAGAGUGAUAGCUGGAAAGUGAGUGCAAGAAAGAGAGAGAGCGGGGCUAGUUAGCGAAUCGAUUUGUGGUGAUAUAUAAUUCUUGAAAUACUGAUUAAAAUGUAAUCAAAUACAACGCAAAUAAACAAAUAGAAGCCUAUAUAUACAUACAUAUAUAUGUAUAUGUAGAUGUAGAUCUAUAUUUAUAUAUAUCAGCGUAUCCAUAUUCAUAUCUUAUCGUGAAACAUGCGCUAGAGCUUACCGUGAAUCAUCAAGCUACUGCAAAUCUUUGAAAGAAACAAUCGAAAUUGAAAUACGUAAAUAAUUGCUUACAAUUAAGAAAGUGCAUUAAAAAUGGAUUCGUCGAGUCUGCUGAUUAUAUUGGCCGUCGUUUGCUUCUGCCUGUUCAUCAUACGCUCGAUUAUGAUUGCCUAUCGGUUUUAUAUGCUCAAGCAGCUCAAGGAAAUGUCGCAAGGUGAGCAAGCACGACGUGAAAUGGAAAUAAGCGUCACCAACAACAACACUAACAUGGGCAAUGGCAGCGUUUGCCUUGAAGUGGACAACAACGACAUGACCAUAUUGCCAAAGGGCAUGGAUCUACCGCCCAGCUACGACGAGCUUAACAUCUGUAACAAGGACGGUAACUUGGGUGCCUCCACUCUGACCAUCACAACGGACCUGGGUUGCAGCAAUCCGAAUCUGAUUGCAGCAGCAGCUUUAAAUGAGCCACCGCCACAUUAUCAGGGAACCAUUGACAUUGUCGAAGCUCCGACAACCGCCACAACUAUAUCUACAACAACAGUUGUUUCGGUUGCGCCUAGAAUCUAAACAUAAACGCAACAUUUCAAUUAUAUCUCUAUAUUCUUAUAAUAUAUAAAUAUAUUUAACUUCAAUACAAA
Messenger RNA from Drosophila mojavensis, 1097 nucleotides. RefSeq lists its product as uncharacterized. Bases 553 to 1026 code for a protein of 157 amino acids. NCBI's taxonomy places the organism in Eukaryota, Metazoa, Arthropoda, Insecta, Diptera, Drosophilidae. The record is from RefSeq and is a predicted model, not a curated record. The transcript has 3 exons.